Molecule: messenger RNA, 510 nt
Organism: Seminavis robusta
Lineage: Eukaryota; Bacillariophyta; Bacillariophyceae; Naviculales; Naviculaceae
Source: the annotation of a GenBank genome assembly
AUGAAAAAGCUCGGUCCAGGUAGCAGGAAGUACGAAGAUGACACCCAAGAAGCAACAAGACUGAUACGUCGAGCGGCGUUUGCGCAUAACUCCACGAACAUCGUUGGUGCACCGAUGGCUAGUUUCUUGUUGCGCAAUCACCAACGUUUUUACUUCUCCCAUGAGUUCGUAUAUUGCCCUCUGAAGGACAUAUUGAGGUUGCUGAACAAAGAAGCAAUCACAGUGGAUGCAAAGCUGUCGUCGGACGGAAGUCUGUUCUUCGAGAAUCAAGCAUUUCAUUAUCUCUGUCGCAGCACAGACCUGGAGUCCUUGUCAGUUCGUCAAUUUUAUGAAGGUUACUACUUUGCAUGGGACAUGACAAAGGCGAAAAAGAAGCGUAAGAGGAACGGCGAAAAGACAUUCUGGCGGUUCGAGAACACGGAUCAUUUCAUCCAUCCAUCAUCGAAAGCAAUUGAAGAAGAAGAAAGGGACGUAUGGAUUGCCCAGUCAAUGUGCUGUGAAAUCGGAUAA